UGGUGGUUCCUCUCUCAAUUGAAAGCUACACGAUUUUGCUUAAAAAAAAAUAAUGAAGGGAAAUAUUUGGACGAAUGGCGGCAACUGAGCCCCGGACUCCUUCAACUUGGCCUGACGUAAACAUGGCGAACAGAGGAAAAUUUAAUGAAGUGUGCUGUCCACAUCACCCCGAAGCUCAUCUUAUUGAAGAUUAUCGAGCUGGAGACCAGAUAUGCUCUGAAUGUGGCUUAGUGGUUGGUGACAGGGUGAUAGAUGUAGGAUCCGAGUGGCGUACUUUUAGUAACGAGAAAGCCAACACUGAUCCGUCUCGAGUUGGUGGUCCAGAAAAUCCACUUCUCAAUGGUUCAGAUCUCUCUACCAUCAUUGGACCAGGAACUGGCAGUGCAUCUUUUGAUGGAUUUGGUGGCUCUAAAUACCAGAAUCGAAGAUCUAUGAGCAGUUCUGACAGAGCCCUCAUCAAUGCUUUCCGGGAAAUCAGCAAUAUGGCUGAUAAAAUAAACCUGCCAAAGACCAUUAUUGACAGAGCAAAUGUUUUAUUUAAGCAAGUUCACGAUGGCAAAAAUCUAAAGGGCCGCAGCAAUGAUGCCAUUGCUUCUGCAUCUCUGUAUAUUGCAUGCAGACAGGAAGGAGUUCCCAGGACCUUUAAGGAGAUCUGUGCUGUAAGCAAGAUUAGUAAGAAAGAAAUUGGCAGAUGUUUCAAACUUAUCUUGAAAGCUUUAGAGACACAAGUGGAUCUCAUUACCACAGGGGAUUUUAUGUCAAGGUUCUGCUCAAACCUUGGCCUCCCCACAUCAGCACAAAAGGCAGCGACUCACAUUGCACGGAAGGCUGUUGAUCUUGAUAUUGUUCCAGGAAGAUCGCCCAUUUCUGUUGCUGCUGCUGCAAUUUACAUGGCAUCACAAGCAUCUGACGACAAGCGGACUCAGAAAGAAAUUGGUGACAUUGCAGGUGUUGCAGAUGUAACAAUAAGACAGUCCUACAAACUUAUGUAUCCUCAUGCUAAAGAACUUUUCCCUGAAGACUUCAAAUUCUCUACGCCCAUUGAAUUAUUGCCUCAAUUAUAGGGUUACUAAAAGCAGUUUAAAAAAUAUUAAUGAAAUAUUACGUGCAAAUAAUAUCUGGUGGACAAAGUGUGUUCCACCCUUUUUAUAGUGAAUUAUUCUUUUGUGGAGUUUUAUUGUAUUUUUUUAUGCAGAGUUAAGUUUUGUAAAUGCUUUUGAGAAGAUCACUUAAGUUUUCAUCUGCAAUAACCUUUUUGUUCCAAGUGGUUAUUAAUUAAUAUGUGGAAGAUUUUAAGAGUGUAAUCUCACACUUAAAUGAGGUGAGGCAUUUACUUGCUUUAGAUACGCUUCCUUUCACAAUUUUUUUUUUUCCUUUAUUUGAUAACAGAUGAGCACUUUGACUUAACCCCCAAAGAGUUUGCAUAAAAGAGUCAUAUCCAUUCACUUUAAUAUUUUGAUAUUUAGGGUGGAAAACUAAGUUUAAAUAUAAUCAAUAUUUGUUUUACACUACGUGGAUCAGAAUAUAGGUAUGGGUAUAACGUGUAGGACUGGAAGCCCAUGUAUGGCUUCUUAAGUUUUCCCGUUGCCAAGAGUGAGACUGUUUCUGUUCAGUUACCCACCCAGUCUGGCCUGACCCAGUGGUGCUUAACCUAACUGACCAAGAGAUGCACAUGUCGUCCACUACUUAGUUCAUAGUAUUUCCAUACAUGAUGAUUGUAAAGUUUUAAACAUUAAUCAGAACGGGAAAGUUUAUUCGUAUUAUUGUACAAAGCUUUGCUAUAAAUAAUUUCAGUUCCUAAUUUAUUUUAUGUGCAUUUCAAAACUAUCUUGAGUAUGGCUGAAGCUUGUAGAGAAAUAAAUAAAAGCUUGACAGUUAUUAGUAUUUUUUAAGAUUAUAUAAUACAGUGGGGGUCCAUUACUUUUGGCAGGUUAUAUUAUUUUUUUACUUAAAUUUUAAAACUAUUCAUAUUAGUAAUACUGAUGUCAAUACAUGCUGCAAAUAUUAAAUUAAUACUAUAUGUAUUUAAUAGUCUUAAGCUGAAUUGUAUUGUAUUCAGAUCUCACUAAGACUUGUUUGUGUGUAGACUCCAGUGUCAUGGUGCUGCAUGAGAAAAAAAUAAAUCUGACUUGGACGGUUAUUAAAUCAUGAUGAUCCAUUGCAUACAUUGACUUUCUCACUUUUUCAUUAGACUAGAUCUGUGUAAUUUUUUUUACAGUACAUCUGUGAAUUAUAUGCAAUAGCUAAUGGAUUUUAAACCAGUAGUUGUCAGCACAAGUCUUAUGAGGAGAGUUAACUAACUUGCAUAUGUUAGUGUUGAAAACGUUGAUCUGUUUUAAGCUUGCUCAAGAGUAUUACAAUUAGUGUUCUGAAUUACAAUUUUUAUCGGAAAUAUUUCAUUUGACGCUUGAUACUGAUUGAAAAUUUUCUUAAUGUCCAGGAAAAUUGUCAUUCCAUUCCAAAAGACCUUAAUAAAAGGUAAUUUUACUCGGUUAAUAUAUUGCUAAAUAUGCAUGUAAUGGUGCCUUCAUUGUAAUCCAUGUCAUAAUGUCCCUAGGGUGGCAUCAGGAAGAGCUAACUCUAGAACCUUUGUGAAUAUAGUGAAGCAAAAUGAAGUGGAUGUGAAUUUCAAGACUGUUGUGAAUCUGAAAGUGUCAAAGCAAAACAAAACUAGUGUGCAAACAUGAGGAGGUUCAUUAAAAUGCAUGAUUUUUCCUUGGUUCAAUUUGCUGUAUAUAGAUUGGUUAAAUGCCAGCCAUAUCAAAGGGUAGCAUUUAGCCUGCCAUUUUUUAAAUUGGCCAUGCUUUGCUCAGGUACACAAAGAUUUCUUUGGUGAAUCUCUUGACUGGUGUUGCUGGUUAUAAAUUCUUUAUUGUGACCAUAUGAGGUUUGAAGCUCUUUUUUUUUCAUAAUAUGUAUCAUGUAUAAACUAAUUUAGUGAUUUUUGAAGAGAUGAGGGUUUUCUAAUUUAGAAAAUGGAGUAACUAUAAAAAGUAUUAAAAAAAUGUAGUAGUGUUUAGAAUGUGAUGAUAAUAUCUGGUCUUUAGGAUUUGUUUGCAAGAACACUAUGCCUAAUACCAUUAUGAAUAUAUUCAUGGAAUUUGCUUAGCAAGUUAUAAGAUAACUUUGCUUUUCUUCUAAAUUACAUGUAAAGAAUAAUAAUUUUUGUCACGUAUCUUUCCCUGAAGUAGAGGAGCAUUUGUUAAGUACAAAUGUCUGCAUAAAGAUAUCUCUACCUUCAACACAAGUGAAGGCAUCCCAAAUAAUAAACACAAUUUAUUUAAACAAGUAAUUAUUGAGAUUAACUAGAAUUGUACAAAUACAGUACACAUCACUAGGCCUCCAUAUCACUUGCUCAGCAGCACCAAGUAUGUUGAUGUUCUUAAACAGUUUAGUGGAUUUAUGUUUUGUACCAUAGUUGUGGUAUAGUGGAUUUGUACUGUGCCCCAUUUGUGGUAUAGCAAGUUAUUCUGCACUUAGAUCAUUGGUGGGACAUACACAGUGCAUGCUGUAUUUUGUGUGCAAGGUGCCCUUUAUAUUCUAUACAUGAAAUACUUUUGAGCAUCGAGACCUAAAUGAAUAUUUUAUCUACAGCACGUGGAAUGGAAAGUGACAGUUUUUAGAAGGUCUGAGCUGUUGUAGCAAUAACCAUUUAUGUUUUUCAGUUUUGCUAUGAAAGUGUGUGUAAUUAUGUGACUGAUUAAUAAAAUUAUAACAAUUAGGUCCAUUCCAGUGUGUAAGAGGUUAAACAAAAAAUUGAAGAUGAACUAUGAGGUUUAUUUUUCUACAUAAAACUAUAAACCAAAAAAUGCCAUAUUGCAUCUAAUUUUUUAAAGGUACCAUUGUGGUAUAUUUCAACAUUGUAAGAUAACACUUACAGGUUAAGUUGCUGCUGCUUUUUUGAACAUUUAUUAUUGGGAAUGAUUCUUCAAAAUUAUCAUAUUUUUUUUCCGUCUAGGACCUGCAUAGGGCCAACCCCCCCCCCCCCCCCCCUCCCUCUCUCCUCUAAAGAAAGAGGAGCUUCCAGAGGAAACUUCCCUUAAAAAAAUUAGAUGAGAUUUUUUCACAAUUAUUUUAGAAUGUUUGAAUGCGCCUCUUUGUUUUCGAAGCAGGAUUUUGUCAUGUCUCCUGUUAUUUUACCGAUUUCUCUCCAUAGACUGGCCAAUAACUAUCAUGCACCUAUGUCCUUUGCAGUAAAUUUGUGUUUAUUAUGUUAUGCUAAUUUAGCUUGUUCUAGGCUCAUAGAAUUGCUUAGUAUUUUUACUUUGUUUCUGACAAAGGUUAUAUUUUAAUGGAGUGCUUUCUUAGUGACAAAGGAAUUUGCCCAUUAUCAAUAAUAGUUAAAGGUACACAUUUGAUGUAUUUAUUGUGUGAUUUUGUAUAGUAAUAAAAUUAUAUAUAA
Messenger RNA from Procambarus clarkii (red swamp crayfish), 4402 nucleotides. It is a transcript of the gene TfIIB, whose product is annotated as transcription factor IIB. The record is from RefSeq and is a predicted model, not a curated record. Lineage: Eukaryota; Metazoa; Arthropoda; Malacostraca; Decapoda; Cambaridae. Gene Ontology annotation, biological process: transcription initiation at RNA polymerase II promoter; transcription preinitiation complex assembly. Gene Ontology annotation, cellular component: transcription preinitiation complex; nucleus. Gene Ontology annotation, molecular function: RNA polymerase II general transcription initiation factor activity; TBP-class protein binding.